CGAAUAACUCCUGUGAAUAGCUAGAAAGAAACUUCGGUAUGUUGUCAUCGAUAUUUUCCUCGAGCAUGGAGCGCGUCACGUGUGAAGACAGCAUUUUCCAUCAAUGAAAUGAGAUUUACCGGCACGAGGGAAGUACUUCUGCACGUCUGUUUCAGCUGCGAAAUCAACCUCUCGAAACAGCUCGGAUACUUGAACGCGUUUAUUUGUAUUAUUCAUGGAGACUGUUGGGAAGUUUGAGUUCAACAGGAAAGACCUGAUCGGUCACGGUGCCUUUGCAGUUGUGUUCAAAGGCAGACAUAAGGAGAAACGUGACUGGGUAGUUGCUGUGAAAUGUAUCAACAAGAAAAACUUGGCCAAAUCGCAGGCGUUGCUUGGUAAAGAAAUCAAAAUAUUGAAGGAACUCAAACAUGAAAACAUUGUCCGACUUCUUGACUAUCAGGAAAUGGGAGGGUGUGUGUAUCUCGUCAUGGAGUACUGCAAUGGAGGCGACCUGGCAGAGUACCUUCACUCUAAGGGCACGUUGAGUGAGGACACCAUCCGCGUAUUCCUGCAGCAGAUCGGUCGGGCCAUGAAGGUCUUGCAGAGCAAAGACAUCCUCCACAGAGACCUCAAACCUCAGAACAUCUUGCUCUGCCACCCAGAGGGGCGCAGGUCCAGCGCCGGCAAUACCUCUAUUAAGAUCGCUGAUUUCGGGUUUGCACGUCAUCUCCAGACGAACACUAUGGCAGCCACGCUGUGUGGCUCACCCAUGUACAUGGCUCCUGAGGUCAUCAUGUCCCAGAACUAUGAUGCCAAGGCUGAUCUGUGGAGCAUAGGUACCAUUGUGUACCAGUGUCUGACUGGAAAGGCUCCAUUUUACGCCAGCACACCGCAGGAGCUCCGUUUGUUUUAUGAAAGCAACAGGACCCUCUUACCCAGCAUCCCAAAGGAGACUUCUACUAACCUAACACACUUACUGUUGGGGCUGCUGCAAAGAAACCACAGCGAACGGAUCGGCUUUGAUGAGUUUUUCCACCAUCCUUUCUUGGAGAAGAACUCAUCCACAAAGAAAUGCUCUCCAGUUCCUGUGAUCUCUUUCCCCAGUUCAGGCUCAGUCAGUUCCUGUAGCAGCUCCUCCACAUCACAUCUGACCUCCCCUCAACAUUCCGAUGCAGAAAUGCACCGACUUCAGCCCAAAGCACAGUAUUCGCCUACACAGGACACCCACGGCUUCCUCCUGAAGGAAACAGUCAAUCAAGACAGUAGGAACACCUCAUCUUACUCAGAGGACUAUGUCAUGGUGCACGGCCAGUUUCCAAGUGGGUGCAUAUGUGAGCUGGAAAUUGGGUCACCCAUUGACAGUUGCCUGAUAUACAGUGGAAGCCCACUACUGGCUGAGAGAGGUCCCAGAAAUGCAGGAAGGACACCUCCACCCUCUCCCCUGCUACACUCUCCCUCCAAGCCUGUUAGCAAGCCUGUUGCAAUUGUUGGCUGUAAGUACAGCCCCUCGUUGCCGAUUCCUGUCCCAUCUCAGAUCCAAAACUACCAGCGUAUGGAACAGAACCUGCAACCCGUUGGCCUGCAUGGCUCCACCAGGGUCACACUCUGCUGUGCUGGCAGCCGUUCUCCGCAAUCUGGAGGCUGUAGAACUCCAAGUCCAAGAUUUAUCCUCAACUCCCCACGGCUGGCAACUGGAGGAGCCCGACCACAACAAUCCUCCCCGCUAGUGGGAAUGACUCCAAUCACCUCGGAGCAGACUCUCCCGCUCAGCACAAGAACUGGACUGCUCGCUGGCUGUCCAGACAGGCAGGACACCUCCAGUCCCAAGGUUCAAUCAAGAAUGCCACACCGAAACAGGACAGUCCUAGACCUUCAAUCCCUUCAACCAUCUCCUGCUUCCCAGACCAACAGCUCGAAAUCAGCCAAUAAAAAUGGCCCUUUCAGAAGAUCACUGAGCACAGGCAGGCUGUCUGACAUGCUACUGAAGGCGGCCGUUGGAGCUCACAUUUUGGAGGAGGGCAGCGACGAGAGCCUCAACUGUGAGAAAGGCAUGGAUAUAACAGCUCCACCUACUGGUCGUCAUAGAGGCUCUCCGUACUCAGACAGCCCACCUCCUGGAAUCUUCACUACAGGUUCUCAAUCCAGAGGAAGCAUUCCUACUGAUACCACGUUGCCACGGAUGUUCUCAGGCUCCCCCAGCUACAUUAACUCAGCCUGGCUACUGAACAGUCGCCUUCUCCAGGGAGGAAGCCGUAGAAACAGUGAGACUGAAGCCAUGGACGCUACUCCGCACAGCAGUCUGGUCUUUCACCCUCCAGAGCUCCCGGAAGAAACCCUGAUGGAGCAGGCUCACACAGAUGCACUGAAUGAGAUGCGUUUCACUUUGGCUUUUGGCCACUGUGUCAUGGAAUUGGCUUCAUCUAAGGACUCGGGGCUGGAUGCCAUCAGCAUUCCUGAUGCUUCCUUUCUAGAGCAGAGUUUGGUGACGGAUCAGAUCAGCCUUCUGAGUAGAGAAUGGAGCUAUGCAGAGCAGUUAGUGUUGUACAUGAAGGCUGAAGAGUUUCUAUCAGCAGCACUGCACACUGCUAAAGAGACUAUCAAACAAGGCCGACUCCUUCCCUCUGCAACAGUCAAAGAAGUGAUAAGGAACCUGACUGAAUUGUACAAGAGCUGUGUAACAUACUGUCGCACUCUCAACCAUCGCCUGCAGACAUUCUUGCUUGACAAACAAAAGCUUAUGGACCGCUUCAAUGGACUCACAGCAGAGAAGCUCAUCUACAGCCACACUGUGCACAUGGUACAGUGUGCUGCCCUAGAUGAGAUGUUCCACUAUGGCACAGCAUCAGUCCAGCGUUACCACAAAGCCCUUUUGCUGAUGGAGGGUCUGUCCCGAAUCAUCACAGCGCAGAAGGACGUCGACAGCAUAGAGAAAUGUAAGCAGUGUAUCGAGCGACGCCUUUCCGCUCUGCAGACUUAGCAGUAGCAAUGGGCUCUACAACUGCGGCCACACCAACUGCAUUAUCCUGUCUCAUUCAUCCCUAAAUGUAGAUGGAUCCUCCUAGACUGUCAAUACACACAUGCACUUUGAUCUGUCUUAAGGGAAAUGACCACUGGAGCAUCUGCUCUUAUCCCACCAGCCAGUCUGUAAUCUUUACAUAAAUGCACAAAAAGACUGAAAGUCCUGUUUUGGACAAGUUCUAGAAGACGGAUUUUGUCAUGAUUGUUUGAAUACUUUGAUCAGGUAAAUUGUUCAGAGUUUUUCUGUUUUGUUACAGACGGAAUAUGUUAGUGUGUUGUUUUGUUUUUUGCACAUAGAAAAAUCAGAUUAAAUAAUAACUGAUUUUAAAUUUGAAACAAAUGUUAUUUAGCUGUUUUCUGUAUUUGAAGGGUUGGUGUUAUGUGUACUGUAAAAGUUCACUGGCCAGCAGAAGUCAGAAUAUUUUGGAUGACCAAAUGUGUAGCACUAAUAUUAAAACUGUGCCUGUUUUUUUUACUACAUGUUUCAUCCCACCAGAGUAGUGGAUGUAAAGGUAAUGAAAGUAUGUCUUGACCUCAUACAGAACGAUUGUCUUACAGUCAUGUGGACUUACAUCAUAGACUGCAAUAAGUAUAUUUUGAUAUUUGCCCUCCGUCCGUGGUAGUGUACUCAAUCGUACUUUUAAACGACAUUAACUGCAUGCCACUUUGCUUAUGUUUAUCUGGUGUUUCUUUGUGUGUAUGUGUGCACAUUAGUUUAUUUCCCCCAGCUUCUUGGAUUAAUGGAAAAAUGUUCAUUUGUGAAUGUUUACUAGUUUUAGUUUAUUAAAUUACAUAUUCAUAAUUUUGUUGUUGAAAUGAAAGUUUGUUAGAAUUCAUCAAAUUGUCUUUUGUACUUGUUUUUAUGAGUGCCAGUGAAA
Messenger RNA from Anarrhichthys ocellatus (wolf-eel), 3875 nucleotides. It is a transcript of the gene ulk1a, whose product is annotated as unc-51 like autophagy activating kinase 1a. Gene Ontology annotation, cellular component: autophagosome; phagophore assembly site; cytoplasm. The transcript has 28 exons. Gene Ontology annotation, biological process: autophagy of mitochondrion; protein autophosphorylation; response to starvation. Lineage: Eukaryota; Metazoa; Chordata; Actinopteri; Perciformes; Anarhichadidae. Bases 215 to 2956 code for a protein of 913 amino acids. The record is from RefSeq and is a predicted model, not a curated record. Gene Ontology annotation, molecular function: protein serine/threonine kinase activity; ATP binding.